CUGCCUCAAGAUCCCUGGCGAUGUCCCUAAGUAGGCUUUGCGCGAGCUGUUCGAGUUCCGCCCCGUCGAUGGGCGGCCCGUUGCCGCCCGUCCCGGUCGCCUGGUGGCAUUCCAACUCGUCGAAGAGGUCCGGCAGAGAAGGCAUGUCAGAAGGAUGGUCCGGGAGAGGGCACGCAACAGUUGAUCUAGAUCUAGACUAUUUGUCUGUUCCCGUUUAA
Molecule: messenger RNA, 218 nt
Organism: Acanthoscelides obtectus
Lineage: Eukaryota; Metazoa; Arthropoda; Insecta; Coleoptera; Chrysomelidae
Source: the annotation of a GenBank genome assembly